GCAUUCAGCCACCAUGACGACCUCAAGCCUCGUGUUCGUACUCGCCCUCGUGGCAGGUGGACUUGCAGCGCCGUGGACAGCACAGGCGCCGAGAUGCUCCACUGAAUGCCCCAUCACCGGAUCCCCCAAGCUGGCCUACCAGCCUGAGAAGACCUACACGUACGCCUACUCCGGCAAGUCUCGAGUCCAGCUGAAGGGCGUGGAGGACGGCGUUACGGAACUCGAGUGGUCCAAGCAAGUGGAGCUGACGUGGAUCACUCCCUGCGACAUGGCCAUCACGAUCAAGCACGCCAAAGUGGAUGGCGCUGCAGGAGCUGAUGUAGGGUUCCUGGAGCGCUAUCCCUUGGUGGUGGCCGUGGCAGACGGGCGCAUCCAGCACGUGUGCACUCACCCCGGCGACGCCCCUUGGUCCAUCAACAUGAAGAAGGGAAUCGCCACGACCCUUCAGAACUCACUUCCGUCGCUCUCUCCUUUCAGCUCAGGACUCACUAUUACAGAGACAGACGUUGUAGGAAAGUGCCCAACGAAGUAUGAGAUUGAGACCGAAGGAGAAAAGGUCAUCGUUGUCAAGGAGAAGAACCACCGCCAAUGCCAAGAACGCUUCCCAACACCUGCAGAAACACCUGUCCCUUGGCUGAAGGCUCCCCUGCCAAUCGAAGAGUCCAGGUCAGAGUGCAAGCAGGAGAUCACCAAUGGCAUUUACACCGCCAUCAUGUGUCAGGACAAGAACAUUGUUCGACCUGCCUUUGGAGUCUACAAGUAUGUGGAGGCCAACCAAGAGUCAACACUUCGCUUCAUCUCCGAGUCCAGCGAUGCUUCCGCCAUCAGUGCCAUCCCUCGAGCUGAAUUCCACAUUGAAAGUCUCUUGUACAACCACGAAAUGGUGAAGGAACCAGAAUUGGCACCUGAGGUAGAUGAGGUCAUGAAGCAGAUCUGCCAGAAGACCAUGGAGACUAUUGAGCCUGAUGCUGCUGUACUGGUUGACAAAGCCCUCCAUCUGUUGCGACGUGUUCCUGUGUCCGUAGUUGAAGCAACUGCAGAGAAAGUGCGAGGAGGACGUUAUUGUGGCAACUCUGCCAGGUUAGAGAGCAUCUUCUUGGAUGCCAUUGCCUUCGUCCACGAGUCUGGUGCUGUCAAGAUCAUGGUCCAGGAAAUAGAAAGUGGACGAGCAACAGGAGGACGUCUUGCUCUUUACACAGCUGCUCUCUACCUUACCCCAAGACCCAACAUUGAAGCUGUGGAGGCCCUGAAACCCUUGUUUGAAAGCCCCCGACCUGUGCCUUCCGUAGCUCUGGCUGCUGCCACCAUGAUUAACAACUAUUGCCGUCACACUCCUCAUUGCAGCGAGACAGCUCCAGUCAAGGAGAUUGCUGAGAUCCUGGCCACCAAAGUCCAAAGACAAUGCUCUCCUUCUGCCGGCGAAGAAGUCGAGAAAGAAGCACUUGCAACACUUAAAGCACUAGGCAACAUGGGAGUUAUUACACCUGCAGUAACAAGAGCAGCAGUUGGCUGCAUUGAACAAGAGGGAGUAGAAACUAGCAUUCGAGUAGCAGCCGCACAUGUCUUCAGGCAUACUCAAUGUGCUCACUAUGUUACAGGAAAGCUUAGUGACAUUGCAGUUCAUCCAAGUAUGGCUACUGAAGUUCGAAUUGCAGCUUAUUUGGGAGCAAUCAGAUGUGCUGAAGAGGAACAUCUUGAGAAGAUUAUUUCAAAGAUUUCUGAAGAACAAAAUACUCAAGUGCGAGGUUUCAUUUUGAGCCACUUGUUGAACAUCCAAGAAUCUGCCUCACCUGACAGAGAGCGUCUACGCUACCUCCUCACAAACUUCGUCAUUCCUAGAAACUUUGAAGGAGAUAUCAGGAAACACUCUCGCAAUAUUGAGAUGUCUUACUUUUCUCCUUCUCUCGGUAUUGGUGCUGGUGUGGAGUCCAAUGUCAUCUACACUCCUGAAUCCUUCCUUCCUCGCUCUGUUGAUCUGAAUCUCCGAACGACUAUUGAGAACUUGGGCAUCAAUUUGGGAGAGGCUGGCAUCCGACUUGAAGGCUUAGACCCAAUCAUUAAGGAACUAGUUGGUCCAGAAGGAUAUCUUCGAAAGGCAUCAUUUGGACGCAUUUUGAAAGACAUUGUUGCAUUUGCUGAAGAGAAGGGACAUCGUAUUGCAGAACAUUUAGAAGAAAGCCUUCGAGAAAAGAGGGCCAUCAGCACUUCUACCAUUUCCAGAUUUUUCAAAAAGCUCUAUGGAGAGAGGAAAGAGGGCGAAGUCCGAGCUGAUGUAUUCGCAAGAAUCUUUGGACAUGAAGUGACGUAUGCUACCAUUGCUGAGGAUCUGAAGGAGUUGGAUGCUGACAGAAUAAUCGAGUCAAUCUUCUCUUACUUUGAUGCCACCCUUCCCAAUAUUCACAAUCUGGACAUUGACUCUGCCCGCACAGGCCAAAUAUUCCUUGACUACUCUUUGCCUACUAUUCAAGGUACUCCUCUCAAGCUGAAGUUGGAAGGAACUGCCAUUGUGGGAAUCAAAAUGGCUGGUGAUUUUAAUAUCAUUGAACUCUUCACCAACCCAGCACACGUUGAGAGGACUCUUCAACUGAUUCCAAGUGCAUCAGUUGCAGUUAGUGGUUUUGUUGGCUAUGACUGCCACAUUGCUAAGGCAGGAACUGAACUGAAGAGCACCAUUGCAACUGCUAACGGAGCCACCAUUAACAUCAAGAAGAACAGCAACAACGUAUUUGAGUUUGAAUUGGAGCUUCCAGAGAAGAUGGAACUCUUCAAUGUCAAGGCAGAAACCAACCUUAUCAAAGCUAUUGGAAAGAGAGUGACGAAGGUCAGUCCAGCAUCCAUGAGGGAUGUUAGGAUUCACCACCAGAAAUGCAUGGAUGCAUUUGAGCCAGUGUUUGGUAUCAAGAUGUGUUAUGAAAUGAAUUUCCCAGACAUCUUCCGUAGCACUGCUAUGCCUCUUGGAGAACCCAUUGUUGCCAAGUUGUACAUUGAGAAAGCUGAUCCUUCCAUGAAAGGUUACCGAAUGACAACUGCCAUCAAGAACAAGAGAGGUAAUAAGGUUAUCAAAGUUAACAUUGAAACUCCUGGAGCUGCAACACCACGACAAGCUGAACUGACAAUGUCCUAUACCAAGGAGGAAAGGUCACACAUUGUCUCUGCCAAAUUUGAGUCCUCUGGCACCUCAGUAGGACUAUGGACUACCUUAACAAAUGAGGCAGAGUACAAGGCUCUCGAGACAUUUAUAAAAUGUAGGUCCGAAUAUUUUGAUAUUUCACGAGGAAUGAAGGCAGAAUUUAGUGGAAAGGAAGUUGGUAAUGAAAUGCAAUAUGAAAUAAAUGUAUUCACUGGCCAGAAUAAGAGGUUUGCCACAUCAUCCAAGAUGGUGGAAGCUAGAUUUAUCAAGAAAAUGAAUGGUCCCGAGGUGGAAGUAACCUGCAGAACAAUGAAUGGUCUGAGGGACUAUGUAGAGCUAAACUUUGAAGUUGAUGCUGACUUUAGAUACAACCCAUAUGCCUGCAUGUCAGUUCCAACUGCAGUACGGAAGAUGGAAUUCCACACCAAUAUCAGAGGAUGGAAAAUAGCAUCUUCUGUCCACAAAACAGCUGGGCCAAUGGAAGCUACAGAGCAUAUUGCUACAUUUCUUGUGGAAGCAAGAAAUACUGAGAUUAUGUCUGUAAAGGCUGCCGUGAAUACCAGAGGACGAAUGUUCAGAAAUAUGAUUAUUCAGAAUGAAAUUUCAGUUAACUUUGGACAACAGUCAUACAGUGCUUCCUAUGACCUGUUCCUUGGAGCAUCGAAGAUGGGAACAAAAGUGGAAGUGACUAAACCCAAAGAGACCUUGAAGAUCACUGAAUUUGAAGCUUUGUAUGAACGAGCUGGCAACACACACAAUGUGAAAGUGUUUGUUAAUGCUCCGCAAUACAUGCGAGCUAUCAAGUUUGAAAGCAAAAUCAGUGAGGAAGAAAGCGGCAAAUAUGCAGUAGAAGCUGCCCUCCAACGGGGUCAACGUAACUUGCUGCAGCUUGAUGGUCCACUCACAUACAUUUACUCACCAAGGAAGUUAAAGGUUGAAGCUGAACUGAAAGUUGCCAUGCUUGACAUGGAACCUCACAUUAUUUCUACAACUAUGCUUGGAAGCAGCAACAAACAGAUUCUAGCUUUUGAGAUGAAGAACAGGCAAGAAAGUCUCUUUGCCUUCAAAUGGAUCCUGACUUCCGAGGGGGGGCCAGAACAGAAGACUAUCAGCAACACCAAGCUCAUAGUCCCUGCUUUCAUGGAGUUCUUGUUCGACAUCUCGCUCAUACAAAACAAUAUUCAUGUGAGCCUCAAUACAGCGGUCCUUCCCAAAAGUGAGUCUGCACAUCGCAUAAAGACUUUUGUAGAUAUCGACGGUGAAAACAAGAAGAUAAAUGCUGAAUUUGCUUGGGAUGCAGAUCGUAACCCUGAUAGGAAGCUUGCUGUGGAUGCAAAUGUUAUUAGCAGCUCCCCUGACCUUGGCCAUGCUUCCAUUCAUGGAAACAUCAUAAUUGCUGGUGAGCCAUACCACAUGAAGCUAAGCCUGAAUGCUGAAGAUAUCCUGGCAUCUGGCUUUGAACUGGAAGUAACCACACCUUCCCAAAAGACUCUUGCCAUGGAAGCCAGCUACAAAAUCGAGGACCAACGACCCAUCACCAGAGUUAUUACCAUGUUCAGGUACAAGAACACUGAAGAUAAGGAACAUAAAUUCACGGGUUCUGUUGCUGCUGAGAAACUUGAGGGUCCAUACAGUUAUGCUCUUGACACCAACGUGAUUUACAUAGCCCCUGAAGGAAAGGAAACAAGGUUGGAGACUAUUCUGAAACAUCACAAAAUGCCAGAGGCACGAGUGGUACUCUUUAAGGUUGAUGCUGAAGGCCUUGUCCUAAGGAAGCCCCUCGUGGUGGAAUUCUUCAUUGAAAACAAAGAAGGCUCUUACGAAGGCAAAUGCACAAUGGCAAGAAAUGCUCCUAAAACUGUCUUUGACUGGGACGUGAAGAUCCAUCCCCAUGGUGAAAUUGAAGCCAUUGAAGCAGGACUGGAUUUGAAGGCAACAGUUCAGCUACUGAAGGUUGUCCGUGCUGCACUUACCUUUGUGAAGGAAGAAAGAAUUGAGAGAUCCGAGUCAGCUAACUAUCGAUAUCAUUACAGUAAGCCAACACCAACAUCUUACCAUGUCAGUGUACAAACGCCAUCACGCACAAUGCAGGGUGAAGCCCACAUCUCAGCUUCACAGUCAGGAAUCAAGUUCUAUCCCAACAAACACAACUCUGAGUCCACCUAUGAAAUUGGAUACAAGGCUACCCACACGGGCAACCAAGGCAGAUGGGAGAGCCAAAUUAACCAUCCGGCUCUUCCAAAGCCCAUGCAGUUUGCUCUUCAGUACACAGCUGACCGAACAGCUGUGGAAGGAACUGUAGAACUGGAUAUUUUCUCAUCUAGUGCAGACAAAAUUACUGGCCACCUUGCAUCAACUCGAGUAUCAGCAAACACCAUUAGAACUGAAGGUUCCAUUGUCAGCAGGGUUCUGAAAGUGAGUCCCAAACUUAUUCUGACUACAGCCAUUGCCUCAGAGACAGUUGGUUUAGAUGUAGAAUUCAGGAAAUCUCCUUCUGCACCACCAUCCAUUAAGGUUAUUGCCAAAUACGACAAAACGAGUCCAAAGAAUGCAGUCCUGGCUUUCACUAUAAACCACGAAAACACUCCAGUAUUUGAAGUGACUGGGGUAAUGAAGCCUGAUGAGGCGCCUACAUGUAAUGGCUUGGCUGUGUCUGCUGUUGUCUAUGCACCUGUUCUGGGAACACAUGACAUCCACUCAAGAAUGUGCAAACCUGCUUUUGUAGAGGUGACCACCAACAAGCAAGGCACUGAUAGGAAAUAUAUUGCUAGGAUCGGUCUUCAGGCACCAGAUAAUGCAGAAGUUAGUCUGAGCAAGGGAACAACACAGUCUGUGGAGGAGUAUCCUAUCAUCCUCGCUCGCCUGGAGAUGGUUGAUCCUACAGUGAUCAGAGUCGGCUUUGCUUAUGAGCGUCCAGAAAUCUAUCGUAUGAUGGAUUUGAUUCAGGAAAAACUCUCAGUUGUCAAGGCCUCUGUGGGAGCUGCAGUUCAAGAGAUCUUUGAGGAAGUAGCAGGGUCUUCGGCAAGCAUGCAAGGGUCAGAGUUGUCCACACUAAUUGCUGAAGUUAAAGAAGAACUGGGGAUGAUCUACCAGGAUCUGGUCGAAGAUAGCAGGCCAUUCCUUGGAGAAAUGCCUUCCUUUGGUCGUAUGAAGAACAGCUUCAGGCAUAUGAUUCGAAUUUGGGCUCAGCUUGAGAAGAGCAUCAUUCAAGAACGCAAGAAGAUGAUCAAUGUUUGUCUAGAGAUGGUGAAAGAUAUUACCACUCAGGUAUUUACAGCUUUGGAGGAAGCACUCGAAAUUCUAGAGACUGGAGAGAUUCCUGAACCUGUACGCCAUAUGGUAGAAGAGCUGAAAAGGAGUGAAAUGUAUGAGUUUUUCAAGGGGCCAGUGGAUGCAUUGCUGGAUAGAUACCCAGAGGAGUAUGAGGCCAUUAAGUAUGUUGUAAUCAACGUGAUAAGUACCAUCGAGAGAGACUUUGACCUCAUGUUCGAGAGGAUCAUGGAAAUCCCUGCUUUCCAAAGAAUUAUCAAUUGGAUCAUGGAAAACCUUAAUCCUGGCCGUCUGGCAGCAGUAGAGGCAAACACACUGGCAGAGAUUCUUCUUGAGGACUUCCACGUCCUCGACGUGAAGGCAGAGGAGAACCAACUCAUGAUUGAGAUCCCACUGUACAAACCUUUGUAUUCAGUGGUGCAGUUUAUAAAGGAAGUGAUUAAUCCAUAUGAAAUCCGCAAAGACUAUAUGUGGCUGAUUGGUGGCACACUACCUUAUACUCUUGAAGACUUUAUCUGGACGUAUUACACCUUCGUGCCUCAGCAAAUCACAGAUCUGUUGCCACCUUACCCUCGAACAGCCAUGGUGGUAGGUGGUACUGAGAUCCUCACCUUCGACGGCCUUGUAGUGCGAGCACCUCGAUCCCCCUGCAAGGUCCUGUUGGCCGCCCAUGGUUCCCACACCAUCAUGAUGUCCCACCCACAGCCCUCAGCUCCUGCAGAGGUUGAGCUCAAGACACCAGAUGCCACCAUCGUCAUCAAGCCUGACGCUGAAGUGCUUGUUAACGGUCAGCCAAUCAGAGGAUCAGAGGAGACUAUUGGAAAGAUUAGAAUUGAGAAGAAUGCCGAAGAGAUAGUGGUACAGUGUCCUUUGAUGAAGAUCAUCGUGUCUAAGAAGAGCGAGGUUGUGGCCAUAAAGGCUUCAGGAUGGACCUUCGGCCAUGUGGCAGGGCUUCUGGGUCCCAACAACGGAGAAAUUGGGGACGACCGCCUCAUGCCCAACGGUGCAGAACCCUCGAGCCCCCGCGAGGUGGUGGCUUCCUGGCAGGAGAGGAAGCAGUGCUCCAUGCCCGAGAUUCCCCAUGCCAUACCCACAGUAGCUCGCGUGAUCAAGUGUGAAGCACUUCUCAGGAUCCGGUCACAGUGCAUCGCAGUGGUGGAACCAGAACCCUUCAUCCAAAUGUGCCACGCCGCCCAGAACGCCUGCGACGCCUUUACUGCGUUCAGGACCUUCUGCGCUCUAAAGGGAGUUGCAGAAGCAUCCCCAAUCCCUUGCUAAGUGGGAAGCUGCAUACAGUCAAUAUUGAGAUAA
This is a messenger RNA of Penaeus indicus, 7711 nucleotides long. RefSeq names its product vitellogenin-like. Gene Ontology annotation, molecular function: lipid carrier activity. The record is from RefSeq and is a predicted model, not a curated record. Gene Ontology annotation, biological process: lipid transport. NCBI's taxonomy places the organism in Eukaryota, Metazoa, Arthropoda, Malacostraca, Decapoda, Penaeidae.